Molecule: messenger RNA, 6275 nt
Organism: Electrophorus electricus (electric eel)
Lineage: Eukaryota; Metazoa; Chordata; Actinopteri; Gymnotiformes; Gymnotidae
Gene: kidins220a
Product: kinase D-interacting substrate 220a
Molecular function (GO): PDZ domain binding; protein kinase regulator activity
Source: RefSeq, a predicted model, not a curated record
AACUACGAUGCGAACACGUUUUCGGUUGGGUGAGAGGUUAUUCACAGGUUUCCCCAGUUUAACAGCUUGGAUGUGAUGUGGAUAGUAGCUGUUUGGAUGCGUUUGUGCCCAACGACACACUCGCACAGUGCUGUAGGUAGGCGGAGACCUGAGGAGCCACAUUCAUUCACCAGCCCUUUAGUACAAGAUGGCUGUUCUCUAGACGGACAAGUGUAUCACAUUCAACAGGAUUAAAGGGGACAAACACGUCUCGUUGGACAGUAGAGCACCCUGGAUCUGGACAGCUGCUUUUUGAAGAAAAUCGCUCGAGGGGCGAGUUCGGCUCCGUGGACAUGGACACGACAGGCUCCCUGAAGACGACAGUCAUGGCCUCCCAGAGCAUCUUCAGCCAUGUGGAGGAGGAGAACCUGCCAGCCCUGCGGGCCUACCUGGACAAGCAUCGCGAGGUGGACAGCAGGAGCGAAAAUGGGCAGACUCCUCUGAUGGUGGCAGCUGAGCAGGGCAGUCUGGAGAUAGUGCAGGAGCUUGUUAAAAGAGGAGCCAACGUUAACCUGGAUGAUGUGGAUUGCUGGACUGCCCUGAUUUCUUCUGCCAAGGAGGGCCACGUUGAAGUGGUGAAGGAGCUGUUGGCCAACAAUGCAAAUCUGGAGCACAAAGACAUGGGCGGCUGGACUGCUCUUAUGUGGGCGGCCUAUAAGGGCCGUGCGGAGGUCGCCCGUCUGUUGCUGGAGAAGGGCGCAAACCCCAGCAUCACCGGACAGUACAGUGUAUACCCCAUCAUUUGGGCAGCUGGUAGAGGGCACGCAGAGAUUGUCAAACUGCUGCUACAACACGGGGCUAAAGUCAACUGCUCUGAUAAGUAUGGCACCACAGCACUGAUCUGGGCGGCCAGGAGAGGCCACUAUGACUGUGUGCUUCACCUUCUGGAGAACGGCGCCAACGUGGACCAGGAGGGGGCGAACUCGAUGACGGCGCUGAUUGUGGCGGUGCGCGGUGGCUACAGCAGGGUGGUUAAGGAGCUACUGAAGAGGAACCCCAACGUCAACAUGACAGACAAGGACGGCAACACGGCGCUGAUGAUCGCCGCCAUGGAGGGCCACGCGGAGGUGGUGCAGGACCUGCUGGACGCCGACGCCUACGUCAACAUCCCAGACCGGAGUGGAGACACGGUUCUGAUUGCAGCAGUGAGGGGAGGCCAUGUGGAGAUCGUGCGAGCUCUGCUACAUAAAUACGCAGAUAUUGACGUCAGAGGCCAGGACAGCAAGACUGCCCUCUACUGGGCAGUAGAAAAAGGCAACUCCAUCAUGGUAAGAGAUAUCCUGCAGUGUAACCCAGACACAGAGGCCUGCACCAAGGAGGGGGAGACUCCACUUAUUAAAGCUACCAAGAUGAGGAACAUGGAGAUCGUUGAGCUUCUUCUCGACAAAGGAGCGAAGGUGUCUGCUGUGGACAGGAAAGGAGACACGGCCCUGCACAUCGCCAUCCGGGGGCGGAGCAGGAAGCUGGCUGAGCUGCUUCUGCGGAAUCCCAAAGACGGCCGCCUGCUCUACAAACCCAACAAGCAGGGCGAGACGCCGUACAACAUCGACUGCACGCACCAGAAGAGCAUCCUCACCCAGAUCUUCGGAGCCAAGCACCUGUCGCCUUCGGAGUGUGACGGGGACAUGCUGGGUUACGACCUGUACAGCAGCGCGCUGGCCGACAUCCUGAGCGAGCCCACCAUGCAGCCACCCAUCUGCGUGGGCCUCUACGCCCAGUGGGGCAGCGGCAAGUCCUUCUUGCUCAAGAAGCUGGAGGACGAGAUGAAGACCUUCGCUGGCCAGCAGGUGGAGCCGUUGCUACAGUUCUCCUGGCUGAUGGUGGCGCUGACGCUGCUCAUGUGCGGCUCCGUAGCCAUGAUCCUGGGUUUCACCGUCGACCCGCGGCUGGCCAGCGCCGUGGCCCUGAGCUUGCUCGCUCUGCUCUAUGUCUUCUUUGUGCUGGUGUACUUUGGCGGGCGGAAAGAGGGCGAGAGCUGGAGUUGGGCGUGGCUCCUGAGCACCCGGCUGGCACGCCACAUCGGCUACCUGGAGCUGCUGCUCAAGCUCGCGUUCGUGAACCCCCCGGAGCUUCCCGAGCAGACCACCAAGGCCCUGCCCGUCAGGUUCCUGUUCACCGACUACAACCGCCUGUCGAGCGUGGGCGGGGAGACUUCCAUGGCGGAGAUGAUUGCCACUCUGUCAGACGCGUGCGAGAAAGAGUUUGGCUUCAUGGCCACCAGACUCUUCAGGGUCUUCAAAAACGAUGAGACGCAAGGGAAGAAGUGGAAGAAGACUUGCUGCGUCCCGUCCUUCGUGCUGUUCGGCCUAACGCUGGCGUGUCUUGCCACCGGCAUGACCCUGCUGGCCAUCUUCAAGGUGGAGGCGGCCAACGCCACGGUCAACGGCGUAUUGGUGACCAUGGCCAGCGUGGUGGGCUUGGCCCUGCUGCUCAACUGCAGGACGUGGUGGCAGGUGGGCGACUCGGUGCUGCGCUCGCAGAGGAAGCGGCUGCAUGCCGCUGCCAACAGCAUGCACAGGCUGAAGAGCGAGGGAUUCAUGAAGGUGCUGAAGUGUGAAGUAGAGCUGAUGGCGAAGCUGGCGAAGACCAUUGACGGCUUCACUCAGAAUCAGACGCGCCUGGUCGUCAUCAUCGAUGGCCUGGACUCCUGCGAGCAGGACAGAGUAUUGCAGAUGCUGGAUACGGUGAGGGUGCUCUUCUCCAAGGGCCCCUUCAUCUCCAUCUUCGCCAGCGACCCUCACAUCAUCAUCAAGGCCAUCAACCAGAACCUGAACAGCGUGCUGCGGGACUCCAACAUCAACGGGCACGACUACAUGCGCAACAUCGUGCACCUGCCCGUCUUUCUCAACAGCCGCGGCCUCAGCACGGCCAAGAAGCUCUGCAUGGCCGCGCCUGCCAACUGCGACCUGCUCGCCACCGAGGCAUGGCACGAGGACUUGGACAGAAAGUUCCAGUCUCAGAACAGUCUCGGGGAGCAGGCCAAGCAGGGCAGCAAGACAGCUCUGAACCGGAGGGACACGUACCGGCGACGGCAGAUGCAGCGCACCGUCACGCGUCAGAUGUCCUUUGACCUGACCAAGCUGCUGGCCACCGAGGACUGGUUCAGCGACAUCAGUCCUCAGACCAUGAGGAGACUGCUCAACAUCGUCUCAGUCACAGGGCGCCUCCUCCGAGCCAAUCAGAUCACCUUCAACUGGGACCGGCUGGCGUUGUGGAUCAACCUGACAGAGGAGUGGCCCUACCGCACCUCCUGGCUCCUCCUCUUCCUGGAGGAGAACGACAUCGUCUCAGACCAGGUCACCCUCAAGACUGUCUACGAGAGGAUUUCGAAAAACAUUCCCACCACCAAAGACGUGGAGCCCUUGCUGGAGAUUGAUGGUGACAUUCGCAGCUUUGAGGUGUUCCUGUCCUCUCGAACGCCUGUGCUCACGGCCCAAGACGUGGACAUGUUCCUGCCCUGCACAGUCAACCUGGACCCCAAACUCCGCGAGAUCAUUGCUGAUGUGCGUGAUGUGCGCGAGCAGAUGCACAUCGGAGGAGUGAGCUAUCCCACGUUGCCCCUGCAGGAGGCGCCGGUGCGUCCGCCGUCUGUGUUCGGCCAGGCCCCCGCCGCCUGCUCACCUGCGGCUUCCUUCGCUGUGGGGGGCCUGCUCCCCACGCAACCUCCCAGCAGCUAUUUCAGCGGCCUAACCGGGCCACAGCACCCCUUCUACAACCGGCCUUAUUUCCCUCAUCAUGUUUAUCACCUGCCCCGACAUUACCCCGGCAACUCCCUCCAUGCCCCUUCCCACCCACCCUCCAAAUUGGCCUUCUCUAAGGACCUCAGCUCUGGACUAGGUGUUAUCAGAGAAGAUGUCUCGGAGGGUUCCCCCUCUCUGGUACCCCAAGAGUGUGACACUCUGCGUGCGUGUGGAUCUGGUUCUACAGUGCCUUCUGGGAUCCUCAGCUCUCUCAGUACCGACAGCGUGUGUGAGCGACUCAAACAGAUCGAGGGCCUGGACGCCAGCAUGCUGAAGCAGUACACCAACACCAUCAAAAAGGCGAACAUCAAUGGCCGGGUCUUGUGCCAGUGCAACCUGGAGGAGCUCAGGACGGAGAUGAACAUGAACUUCGGAGACUGGCACCUGUUCAAGGCCACGGUGCUGGAGCAGCGGCAGGCAGAGAGCCAGGCCCUGCAGGACGAGUGCGGGGGAGGCGAGACGCGGGGCGCCCCCGCCUCCCUCCCAGCCGCUCCCCCCUGCGACGGAGCCCUGCACUACAACCUCAACCUCAGCUUCGAAGAGCUCAGCACGGCCGGCCUGGAUGAGCCCAGCAGGCAGGCCAGCAACCACUGGCCGGCUGCGAGUCACAAGACUUCCAGCAUGUCCAGCCUGAACUCUCAGGAGUCCUCCAACGACAUCAGCAAGCUGACAGACAGGCAGCAAGCAGAGUACCACAGCGCCUACCAGGACUACAUCUCGCAGAUGGCCCAGCUGGAAGCGCCUGGCCCCAGAGCCGAGAGAACAGCCCAGCCCCUGCCGGCCUAUCUCACCUCGGCCAGCUCCGAAGACGGGGCCAAGGAGGGCGAGCAGGAAGGUCGCAAGCCCAAGAGAAGCCCCAAACCCGGGGACGUCAUGGCAGAGCAUGCGGCCGGCCUGGACGUGCUUCACCCCAUCACUGAGGAGGACGAGAAGUCUGACAGCGGGGGCGCUGCACCACAGUACCGCAGAGUGCUCAGUGAGGAGGACGAGUCCGGGCCGGAGGACACAGACGCCACCCCGCUGCUGUGGGAGCUGCAGCGGAGGCAAGCGUGGCCAGCGGGCGGCCAGCGACUCGUCCCCGCAGCGACAGCGGUGAAGGGCUUCGCUCUGGCCAUGGCGCUGGACAAGAAGGAGUCAUCGGACUCUGGCAUGAGGUCCAGCAGCAGCUCGUCUGACCCCUCCCUGCAGGACGAGGAGAGUGAGUGGGCCCAGGAGGAGGAGGAGACGCAUCUUAUUGAGCUGGACCUGGAUAGCCCGGUGCCCAAGUGCCUGCCCCCGCGGAGCCUGAGCCAAGGCCUGCAGGAGGAUGCGGCCGCCGCCCGCAUGUCCAUCUGCUCGGAAGCGCCGUCCGAGGGAAGCCUGCCGGCCAGCAGCCCCGAGGAGAACUGGCCCACCUCGGCCGUCACCAACCUCAACCGCGCAGCCAGCAACGCGGCACAGGCCACCAACAAUAACAACGGCGACGAGGGCGCCCCCCCCGACAGCACACCGCUCAUCAUUGGCCCGGGCUCCAGGACUGAUGCAGCCAACCAGAACCUGCUCGCGGUUCACGUGAAGAUGAGAGCAUCAGCCAGGGGGGAUGCCGACCGGGGCGAAGAGAGGGAGAGUGUGCUCUGAACAGCUGCUUCUCCGCACACACCAUGCUCCUCAGGGAGGGUGAGAACCGGAAUAAAUUCGGUCUGUUACAAGUAAAAGAGUUUGGGGUACAUUAUGUUCACGUGUUCGCGAUGGUUUAACAAACCAAAAACGAUUCAGGGUGGAAAUGUUACCUUUUUAAGUCAUGAAUUUAAAUAUUAAGCUUCAUUUCAGCUAAACCCACUAUCAGGUACUGACACAAAGGAAAAGGAUUGUGGCUGUUUAUUUUGAUGUUACACAUGGUACCUGAAAUUGACAUUGCCUACACAUCUCAUGGUUUCAAAGACAUGGCUAUAGAGAGAACUGAGUCAUGUGGUCCCUGGGUUCACUGAGAAUUAAACAAGGGUCACGCUACUGAGUGGCUCAGUCCAAAAUCAUAUUAAAUAUUUUGAUUAAAGGGAAUCUCUUGGAGUUUUCUGAAAACCAAAAGAACAUGGACUACUUUCCAUUUGUAGUAGUUAGGUGCUAGAAAGGUUUCAAAUAGGCAGUAUCAUCUGAGAUCGUGGUGGCUUAGGUUAAAUGUUCUGGAAUUUUUGUGGUCAAUUUGCAACAGGCUAGCUCCACUAUAUCUAGUGGUGUAUAAGUGCUAGGCUGUUAUCACGUAGAGGACAUAAACUUGUUUGUUGUGGUGGUGUGUGUAUGGUGACCUAUACCUUGUGAUUCUUCUGUGCACUGAAGGAUGGAGCUUUACCGUUUACUAUUUAUUAAUCGUUGGUGAAACUGUGGAGAUCAGUGUUUAGGUUCAGGAAAUACGAAGCCGCUUCUGUAUGAAUCUUGUAUACGCUGUAUGUGAAGAGCAGUCGACAUUUCCUCAAAAUGCAUGACCAUGUUUAAGGAAGUAAUAAACAUUUCGAACAGGUU